AGCAAAAAAGUGAAGUUAGUCUCAUUCACUUCAACCCGCCCAUCAUCUCUCUAUGUCGAUUAGAAACCCUAAAUACUAUCUUCUCCUUCGUGCCCUCCUCGAUAGCCCCAUCAAUCCUUCUUGCUGAGCAACAAAGAUCACUAGUGCGGGCUUCAACAGCCUUGGUGAGACAUGGAAGGUGGAUAUCUCAGUCAACAAUCCUCUCCUCUAAGGAUGGUUUGGAUAUCUGUUUUUGUCUGUAACUAAAUCCGGAUGGCCCUCGAAAGGUGGAUCCAACGAGCCUGAUGCAACAAUCGACACUGUAAAUACUUACAAUAGCAAUCUAAUAAAGCGUGUGCUGAACCAAAUUGGAACUCCGAAGUAUCCUGGAAGUGCUGCUAGCAUUUGCAUUUAUGAGCUCUACAACGAGGAUAUGAAGCCGGGGCCAUUGUCUGAGACGAAUUGGGGGACUCUUCAAUGCAAAUGGUGCACCUAAGAAGGGAAAGACUCCUGAUUCCUGUCACUUCGAUGGAGUCGCUUCUAUCUCCACCACGGAUCCAAAAUCGGUGUCGUGUAAUUUCACUCAGGAGGAUAAAGUGAAGAGGAUGCAACAACAAGAGAUUCGUGUUAAGGGUAGGGUUUAGGGAGAGGGAUGAUUUGUGGGAGUGAUUGCUGAUUGGAAUAUGGGUCAAAUUGAAAAGCUGAAUUUGUGGUCAUGGGAUUGUCUUUUCGCUUUUAUAAUGGUAAUUGUGAGAUGAUCCAAUAGCCUCGACAGAGUUGUGAAUUUAUGGAGGAGAUUGUGUCCUAGAUGCAGAAUGGAUUUACGGGCACUAUUCUAAAAGUGUUGCUGAACAUUUUAAAGGUUGUGGUUUAUUGGUAGUCACCAGAAGAAGUCAUUGGAUAAAAUGAAUAAAAUUGUGUGGAAUCUUCUAUUAAUUGCUAUAGUUACAAUGAUGGUCUUCCUUAACAUCAAGCAGCAUUAAUGAGAAAGACAAAGCGACCGACCUCUUCAGGUCAGGACAACCCGACCUCUUCCCAAAGAGCUCGGUCAAGUCUUCAGAAAACCCAAAGAAGGGCCCAAAUAGAGGAACACGCCCUAAAUCCUAAGGUAGCCCAAGCCUAUAGAAAGAAGGACGGUUCCCUUAAAAGAUAAAGAUGACCUUACUUAAAGAUAAGAUAAAGAUAAGAUAAGAUAACUAACUUAUCUUAUCCACAGAAGGCCACAUCUCACCAUUAUAAAUACACUGGAGCACCCAGGUAUAACUCAUAUUCUGAUUCUACUCAAUACCUACUUAAUACCCUUGCUAACUUAAGUAUCGGAGUCCCUUAUAGGUACCCUCCACCCUCCGGGGACGAAGGAUCAACAGCACUUUCAAGUGUCACAAGUCGAACACACAAGCUCCGGCGACGAUAUACCCGCCAGACACAUCGGCUCCGACCAACGCAGAAGAUCUCGACCGAGAUCGACCUAUGGUUUCAGGUAACCCUCGGAACAUUGGCGCCGUUGCCGGGGAGCCUGGAAGUCAUCCCAACACCAUGGCAGACAACCAUGACAACGAUCAAGACUCGGGUUUGGAAGAUAGAACGCCACACAAGAACACAGAUGCUGUAUUUAAGAAUACUCCGGAAUCCAAUGGAGACAAAAAUUCAUCAAAUCCAGGGGCGAUAGAAGCGCUUCAAAAUCGAUUGGAGCAACUUAAGAAAGAAGCCCAACAUCAACGUGAAAAAGAAGAAGAUCUACGUCGGAAGAUAAGGCGGCGCCGAGAAUUAGAAGAUAAGCUUAUGAAACUCGAAGCUGAUCUCAAAACUAAAGCUAUUCGACCAUCCACAGAGGAUAGCUCUCAGAAAGAUCAAGAUCCAUUCACCAGGGAAAUUAUGAAGACCAAAAUCCCAAAAGAUUUCAAACUUCCGGAUAUGAAUCUAUAUGACGGUACCUCGGACCCCAACCACCAUCUCAGCAACUUCAGAAGUAGAAUGUACCUCACUGAUGCCUCAGAUGCAGUUCGCUUCAAAGCCUUUCCAACAACUCUCACCAAGACAGCCAUUAGAUGGUUUGACAACCUACCUCCAAAAUCCAUCUCGAGUUUCGACGACCUGGCCAAAAAGUUUCUGGCCUGAUUUUCCAUACAAAAGGACAAAGCCAAACAAGCACCCAGCCUACUAGGGAUCAAGCAAGGAGAUCGGGAGAGUCUUCGCAACUACAUGGAAAGAUUCAACAAAACAUGCAUGGACAUACAAAGUCUACCAACAGAAGCUGCCAUCAUGGGCCUCAUAAAUGGCCUACGAGAAGCACCAUUCAGCCAAUCUAUAUCAAAGAGGUACCCGACAUCCCUAGACGAAGUACAAGAACGGGCGCAGAAGUACAUCAAUAUGGAGGAAAAUUCUCGACCUGGCGAAGCCUCGAAGUUCGGUUCUGCCUACCAAGAUAAAGAAUCCAAGAAAAAGAAAGAUCGCUCUGGAGAGAAAAUCAAAAAAUAUCAUAACUACACCCUUUUUAGGGUAUCAUUGAUAGAUGUUUACAAAGAAGUCUGCCAUACAGAAAAAAUACCCCCAGCUCGGCCACUUAAAGGCAAAAGGGGAGGAGGAAAUCGGAACGAAUACUGUGAGUAUCAUCGAGUCCGAGGACAUUCCACCAACGAAUGCGUUGACUUGAAAAAUGUCGUAGAGAAAUUAGUUAGGGAAGGAAAACUAGAUCGGUUCCUGGCCAAUCGGGACGAAGAACCAAGGAAAAGAAGAAGGGAUGAAGAUGUCGGACGAUCUGAACAGUCACCCCGCACACCGAAAAGACAUGUCCACGUGAUACACGGCGGAUUCGCUAGAGGAGGAAUAUCCAAGUCAUCCCGCAAGCGACACCUCAAAGAAGUAUACCACGUCGAAGGCAAAAAAGAAGUGCCAGACAUCCCAGCAAUCACGUUUACCAAAGAAGAUGCAUCCGGAAUUAUUUCAGGACACAACGACCCCAUGGUCAUCACAAUUAUAUUGGCAAACGCCAACCUCCACCGUACAUUAAUUGAUCAAGGAAGCUCCGCCGAAAUUCUAUUCAAAACUGCCUUCAACAAGCUCAGCUUAGAAGAGAAAGAGCUUAAAGCAUAUUCGAACAGCCUGUUCGGACUUGGGGACACCCCAGUACAGCCACUAGGAUACGUAUCGUUACACAACUUUUGGAAAGGGGAACCAAUCCCGAACACUUAAGAUAGACUAUAUCGUGGUCGACGUAAGCUCAGCCUACAAUGCCUUAAUAGGUCGGAUGACAUUAAAUCAACUCGGAGCAAUAGUUUCAACUCCACAUCUAUGUAUGAAAUUUUCAACUACAGAAGGGAUAGCUACAAUAAAAGCAGAUCAAAAGAUGGCGUGUCGCUGUUAUAACGAAAGUCUAAAUCUCUGAGGCGAAGGAGGAAAGUUCCACACAAUCGAACUCGGCGGAGAUCAGAGACGAGAAGAACUCCAUCCACGACCCGAAGGAGAAAUAGAAAGAGUUUAGAUCGAAGAUACCUCGGACAAAACAACUAAUAUUGGCACGAUCCUGAAAGGAGACGUAAAAGAAUCACUAAUACGGUUUCUACGAGAUAAUGUUGAUCUCUUCGCAUGAAAAGCUGCCGACGUGCCAGGCAUAGAUCCCGAACUAAUGAGCCAUAAGCUGGCAGUCUACCCAGAAUCUUGGCCGGUACAACAAAGACGAAGAAAACUUGGACCAGAACGGCCUCAGGCUGUAGAAGAACAAGUACAAGCACUACUGGAGGCAGGAUUCAUAAGAGAAGUUAAAUACCCACUAUGGCUAGCAAAUGUCGUCUUGGUGAAAAAAUCAAAUGGGAAGUGGCGAAUGUGCACUGACUACACCGACCUCAACAAAGCCUGCCCAAAAGACCCUUAUCCACUCCCAAGCAUCGACGCUCUAGUAGAUGCCUCAUCAGGAUAUAAGUAUCUCUCGUUCAUGGACGCGUACUCAGGAUACAACCAGAUCCCAAUGUAUCCACCAGAUCAAGAAAAAACCUCGUUUUUCACACCAAAAGCGAAUUAUUGCUACAUCGUAAUGCUUUUCGGCCUUAAAAACGCGGGAGCCACUUAUCAAAGGUUAAUGAAUAAAGUCUUCUCAAACCACAUCGGAAAAAUCAUGGAGGUCUAUGUGGAUGACAUGUUGAUAAAGACACAAAGUGAUGAAACAUUACUAACCGACUUGGUUCAAGUGUUCGACACCAUACGGAAGCACAACAUGUGACUCAACCGCUAAAUGCACCUUCGCAGUAGAGGCAGGAAAAUUCCUGGGCUUCAUGCUCACACAAAGAGGAAUCGAGGCAAAUCCAGAUAAAUGCCAGGCCAUAUUCAACAUGAAAAGCCCGAUCUGCGUCAAAGAAGUCCAACAACUCAAUGGGAGACUGGCAGCCCUGUCCAGAUUCCUAGCAGGGUCAGCAAAAAGAUCCCUCCCCUUCUACGCCACCUUAAGGAAGGGAAAAAACUUCGAGUGGAUAACGGAAUGUGAACAAGCCUUUCGAGACUUUAAAGAAUUCCUGGGACAGCCCCCCAUCCUAUCUCGACCACGAGAGGGAGAACCACUCAUACUAUACCUGGCCGUAGGAAGUCAGGCAAUAGCCUCAGCAUUAAUUAGAGAAGAUGAAGGGGGACAACAACCCGUCUACUUCAUUAGUAAAGCACUACAGGGGUCAGAGCUAAACUACCAGAAAAUAGAGAAGUUCGCCUACACUUUAAUACUAACAUCCCGACGACUUCGCCCAUACUUCUAAGCGCACACUAUCAGAGUUCAGACCAACUAGCCCAUAAAAGGGAUACUGCAGAAAACAGAUCUAGCAGGAAGAAUCCUACAGUGGGCAAUCGAGUUGUCCGAGUUUGACCUUCAAUACGAGGCGCGGACAGCCAUCAAAUCACAAUACCUAGCUAACUUCAUUGUAGAAUUCACAGACACCACAGAAAUCCCCAUAGAGUGGAACAUAUACGUGGACGGCUCCUCAAAUAAAGCCGGAAGCGGUGCAGGUGUGAUAAUCGAAAGCAACCAGGGAACCCAACUUGAGUUUUCCCUGAAAUUCGGAUUCCCGGCCUCAAACAAUUAGGCGAAAUAUGAAGCGUUAUUAGCUGGCUUGAAGCUGGCUAGGGAAGUUGGAGCUCAGAAACUCAAUAUCUACAGUGACUCACAAGUCAUUACCUCGCAAAUAACGGGAAGUUACCAAGCCAAAGAUCCUACCAUGAAAAAAUAUUUGGAUAAAACCAAAGAACAGCUCGGACAACUUAGAGAAUAUAGGAUCUGUCACAUAUCCCGCGAGCAAAAUGCCCGAGCUGACACGCUCUCAAAGCUAGCCAGCACCAAACCAGGGGGCAACAAUAGAAGCCUCAUCCAAGAAAUACUGCAGAACCCAUCGAUAUCAGAAGAAGAAAAAAUCCUAGCCAUAACAGGUCGGGAUCAAGGAUGGAUGACACCCAUAAUUAACUACCUCAAAACAGAAGCGCUCCCCACAGAUGAAAAGGAGGCAAAGAGGUUAAAAAAGGGGGACACAUUACUACACUAUCAUAAAUAACAUCCUAUACAAAAAAGGGAUCUCAACACCACUGUUAAAAUGCGUACCGACCUCCAACACAAAAGAAGUCUUGGAGGAAGUACACAACGGCAUUUGUGGUAAUCAUCUCGGAGCGCAAGCUCUCACCAAAAAGGUAUUCCGAGCAGGAUUCUAUUGGCCAAAUCUACGAAAGGAAGCUACAGAAUUUGUAAAGACAUGUCCACCGUGUCAGAAGCAUGCCAACUUUCACAUCGCCCCGCCAGAAAAACUCAUUAGCGUGACCUCACCUAGUGACAAAUCCCAUUUUGACGGUUUAUCUUGUAUUAAUUUUAGGGGAUUUUAUAACCUUUUACCCUCAUUUAUUCAUUGAAAUAGCAUGGUUUUGUGAUUGUCUUCUUAUUUGUGCUUAGAUGUGAAAACAUGCUUUUAGACCCUUAAUUUGAUGGUUUUAAUCUCUCUUUGAUUCCACUAGAUGUCUUGAUAUGUUUGUUAGUGAUUUCAGAUUGAAAAAGGCUAGGAAUGGAUCAAAGGAGUGAAAAGGGAAAGCAUGCAAAGUGGAGAAAUCAUGAAAAGUCAAAGAAGUUGAACUCGCCCAUGGACGUGCGCGCGCACCUGUCGCUUGCGCGCACCUGCGAAUUACCCUAUGGACGCGUACGCGUGAUGUGCGCGUACGCGUCGGUGUUGGUUUAUGAUUUUUUAAUGAAAAUGUGGCCAACGAAUUCUGAAGGGUUGUGGGGCCCAAUCCUAACCAAUUUUGGCGCCAAAGAUGCUAUUUAAAGCCAAGGAUUGAAGAGCAAAGGGGAUCCCAUUCAUUACACACAUUAGGAUUAGUUUAGAAGUAGUUUUCUAGAGAGAGAAGCUCUCACUUCUCUCUAGAAUUAGGAUUAGGUUUAGUUCUUAGAUCUAGAUUUUAAAUCUUUGCUUUCUUCUACUUCUACAUUUCAGUUAUUUGUUGUUAGAUUCAUCUUCUUAUACUCUUUUGUUUUAAUUUCCUUUAUGUUGUUCUUACAUUUUGUUGUAGAUCUAGUAUUGUUCCCUCUACAUUCUUUCAAUUCAAUA
Molecule: messenger RNA, 6542 nt
Organism: Arachis stenosperma
Lineage: Eukaryota; Viridiplantae; Streptophyta; Magnoliopsida; Fabales; Fabaceae
Exons: 7
Coding region: 2182-3171 (329 amino acids)
Source: RefSeq, a predicted model, not a curated record